AUGGGACCCUGCAUUAUAGAAAUUUGCAAGGAAAAUCUUCAGCUUGGAAGUCCCAUUGAAAAUGAAGACCCUGAUUCGAUUACUGAAGAAGAUGAAGAUGACAAUAAAGAAUCUCCCGAUGGUAUUUUGGCUCCUUGGGAUGAUACAAUAUGGAAAUUUCUUCUAUUAUAG
Molecule: messenger RNA, 171 nt
Organism: Dentiscutata erythropus
Lineage: Eukaryota; Fungi; Glomeromycota; Glomeromycetes; Diversisporales; Gigasporaceae
Source: the annotation of a GenBank genome assembly